Molecule: messenger RNA, 1557 nt
Organism: Chinchilla lanigera (long-tailed chinchilla)
Lineage: Eukaryota; Metazoa; Chordata; Mammalia; Rodentia; Chinchillidae
Gene: Cers4
Product: ceramide synthase 4
Biological process (GO): ceramide biosynthetic process
Cellular component (GO): membrane
Molecular function (GO): sphingosine N-acyltransferase activity; DNA binding
Source: RefSeq, a predicted model, not a curated record
GAUGCUGUCCGCCCUCAACGACUUGCUGUGGCAGGAGAGGAUCUGGCUACCACCCCCUACGACAUGGGCGGACAUGGUGGACGGGGAUGGCAUCGUCCUGGCCCACCCCAGGGACUUGCUGGUGGUGCUGCCCCUGACACUGGUGAUGGUGACUGCCCGCCUCGCCUUCAACAGAUUCAUAGGCGCGCCCUUCUGCCAUUGGAUGGGUAUGCGGGAUCCAGUCAGGAAGCAGGUGAAGCCCAACCCCACGCUGGAGAAAUACUUCCAGACAAGACAGAAACCCAAGGAGGCCCAGAUGACCCUCCUGGCUGCCCAGUGUGGCCUCACGCUGCGACAGACUCAGCACUGGUUCCGGAGACGCCGGAACCAGGAUUGGCCCCACAUGUCCAAGAAGUUCUGUGAGGCCAGCUGGAGGUUUCUCUUCUACUUCUGCGCCUUCAUCGGCGGCACCUUGAUCCUGUACCCUGAGCCGUGGUUGUGGGACAUUUCACAGAGCUGGAAAAAUUACCCAAGACAGCACCUGAAACCAACCCUGUCCUGGUGGUACCUCACGGAGCUAAGUUUCUACAGCUCGCUACUCAUUUCGCUGCCCUUUGAUAUCAAGCGCAAGGAUUUCAAGGAGCAGGUGACACACCACUUCGUGACUGUUUUCCUGAUCACCUUCUCUUACGGCUCGAACCUGGUGCGCAUCGGGUCUCUCAUGCUGCUGCUGCACGACUGCGGCGACUGCCUGCUGGAGGUCUGCAAGAUGUUCAACUACAUGCGCUUCUCGCUAACGUGCGACAUCCUCUUCUUCGUCUUCGCCUUGGUCUUCUUCUACACGCGCCUCGUCCUGAUGCCCACCCAGCUUAUCUACUCCUCCUACUACGACUCCAUAAAGGAGUUCAGCCCCUUCCCAGGCUACUACUUCUUCCUCAUCCUGAUGGUGUUGCUCAACCUGCUGCAUGUGUACUGGUUCAGCCUCAUCCUGCGCAUGCUCCACAACUACCUGGUGAAGGGUCAGAUGACGAAGGACAUUCGCAGUGAUACUGAAGAGUCCAGCUCCAGCGGUGACGAGGCGGCUCCUGAAUGUCCCCAGCUGCUCAGUGGGGUGGCUCAAGAGCCCAACCAGGCCAUGGCGGGCGGCCCGCGGAGCCGGGCACCAGGGCAGCGGGCCAGCGGGCACACGGUGGCCACGUAGCCAGUGGGGCCUGGCUUUAGGGGUGGCUGGACAGGCAGCACUGGGCCUGCUCUGGGGAUAUAGGAAGGCCCCUCCCAUGGCAGUCAAGGGGGUGAUGAUCUGUCCCCAGCCCCUUUUUUCUGCACAGUGACACGACACUGGUGGCCAGCUGGAGCCACCUCAGGCUGCAGCCCUAGGGGGUGCAGUGAGCCCUGGCUGAGAGGAGAUCGAAAGUCCCUGCCUGGUGGUGCAUGCCUGCCAUCCUAGCACUCAGGAGGCUGAGGCAGGAGGAUUGCCUCGAGUUCAAGGCCAGCCUGGGCUACAUAGCAAGAGCCUGUCUGAGAAACCACCAAAAAGGAGGCGUUCAAUAAAACCUGAACUGAAUUCUCUGCCUGAGA